AUGGCCUCCGAACACAACCCCUUUCGAAGGAAGUCUGCUUCCACCUCGCUCUCCAUCUCCACGCCCCAGCCAGUCUCUACAUCGGCCUUUCUCGAGUCCAUCACUUCCGGCAUCUCGAGGCAGAAUGGCCCCCCACCCCCCGAGGCCCGGCCGGCCAAGCCAAAAGUCGUGAAAAAGGUUAGGGUCCUUUCGCCGCCACCGUCGUCUCCCUCGUCCCCAGAAUCCGUACACAGCAGGGGCUUUGGACGCCAGGACGACAGCAGCGACGAAGACUCCCACGACGAAGACGACCAAUUCUCAAAGCGGUUUCCCGAGCUUCCCGGUGGCCUCCCCGAGGCUGCGCCGCUUCGCAUUGCCAACGCGAGUAAUACCCCCGACAAUCCCUUUGGCAAGACGCUACAAGAUCUGGAAGGCUUGACGGACGUGAAGCCUUCAUCUGGCGGAUCGACCAAAGCCAUGGAUGUCAACGCCUUCAAGAUGCUGUUGCUCACUGGCCAGGCUGGUGCUGGAACACCGCCCCCGCAGACAUCGGUGUCACAGGGAGACAAGGCGCCCGGUGCAUCAUACGCCGCACCUGAGCCAGAAACACCGCGGACGUCACAAGAUAUCGCGGAUCGCGGCGUUGACGACCAACGUUCUCUUCUGGCACAUUCUCCAUCCGUGAAGAAGAAGCCUCCGCCGCCUAGCUCAAGGCAUGGUAGGAAGAUUAGCGUGCAGACUUCAGGUCGUCCGCACAUCUCCUCCGAGACCGCGUCGCCCAUCUCUCCGUCUGACGUGAACAAGCCCCUUCCGCCCGCCCCAAGCAGUCACGGCGGGGAUGACACGGAAGAUGUUUUUGCCCGUGAAGCUGCUGGCAAAGUCCCGGAGCAGGAUUCCCCCACACCCAGCUCAAUACCUACCCCGGCUCUUCCGGCGACAGGCAAGAGACCGACACCUGCCCCUCCACCACGGCGGGGUCACGCACGGAGCCAGUCCUUGACAGCCAAUGCUGGGGUCAACGCUCCGAGUGUACCAAGUUACGAGGCCGACACGCCGCCUCGCUCUUCGUUGGAAUCGCAGCGCUCCAGAUCAGAAAGUUUCCGAAGCAUCAAUGCUCCGGCUCCGCCUCCACCUCGGCGCCCGCACGCAUCCCAUCGACAAUCAUUCCAACUAGCGUCGCCGUCAAGUGGUUCAUUUCACGGUGCCAGCCCAGCACCAUCUGACAUCGACACUUCUAUCCAUGCUACGGAGCAUACUCCUCCCAAAACUUCACCUCCGCCACCACCACCGGCACGGAAUACUUCCAUACGCCGGCCUCCCAGCGUAAGGAGCAUUGAAGCCCCCAGCAGGAAGAUCAGUGGAGGCAAGGAGAAUGCUCCCCCACCACCACCACCACCACCACCACGCCAGAGGGGCAGUAGUCGCGGAAGCAUGGACGGAUAUGGUAUGAGGAGGACGAGCAUCGAUAGCACUAGGGCCAUGGGCAGCAACGUUCCAGAAGAGCCCACCGCGGAGGAUGAUGCACAGCAAGAGUACGACGCAGCUAAGUCAGGCAAGGGUGCGGAUAUUCUCGCCGACCUGGAUGCUCUACAACGAGAAGUGGACGCCCUGAGGGCAGCACAGGGCAAAUAG
Molecule: messenger RNA, 1611 nt
Organism: Colletotrichum lupini
Lineage: Eukaryota; Fungi; Ascomycota; Sordariomycetes; Glomerellales; Glomerellaceae
Exons: 1
Coding region: 1-1611 (536 amino acids)
Source: RefSeq, a predicted model, not a curated record